CUUCUUUCCCCCUUUUUGCUGGACGUGUCGCAGGAGGAUUUACCUUGUUCUCUCUCCUGCCUCAUUGUGUAUUGUGUCCUUUCGCGCACUGCACAGCCAGUUCCUCCUUUUUUUUCUCUUGCCGAUCAGGAUCCCAGAGGCAAUCACCUCGUUCCUCUUGCAGCAGCCCGAGCGCAGCGCUCUCUUUCCAAGCGUCCGACAUUUCGCGUUGCAGCCACCGUUCGUGCCGCCACGCACCCUGUUGAGCAGCUCGCCGAGCCUGUUUGAUAGAUAUCGAUAUCUGGGCAUCAUUUCCUCAAUCGGUUUCGUUUCAAAAUCAAGAACCUUGUGCGUUCUCAUUCGUCGAUUGUUUCUCGGCCGAUUGCCCGCGAGCGCACCGAACCAACAUUCGUCCUCGACCGCGCCACACCGCGGCACAACUAGCUCGCACGGGUUGUCGAUUGCCCCGGACUUUCGCUUUCGCUUCGAGGCAAUCUUGGGGAAGGAUUGAAGAGCUGGGCAGUUUCUCCUAUGUCACGGGCUGGCCUCGGAAAUCUCGACCUAUAAACACAAAAGAAUCGCUUUAUACGUUCGCAGGCAGAGCCUGAGAACACCCGUGCCUUGCUGGGUUCAAGGUCGCAUUUCAACUGUGUUGACUCCUCGCCUUUGUCGCCAGCCGCUGGUCGUCACCACUCGCAUACAGCGACAAGAGGGUGCCGCGUCCGAGCGAUCGAACCACAACCCGUCGCUGUCGCGUUAUGUACACCCAGAAUGCAACAAUGGCCGGACAACAAAUUCCAGAGACGUUCAUGCUGAGCGCUGAGGCUCAGCAAUCACUUCCACACGAUGCUCAGGUAGCUCUGCAACAGGUUGACAAUCUCAAGUAUUUUCUCCUCUCGGCGCCGGUUGACUGGUCCCCCGACCAAUACAUCCGGCGGUUCCUCCUGCCGACUGGCGAGUACGUUUCCUGCGUGCUUUGGAACAACCUGUUCCACAUUUCCGGUACAGAUAUUGUUCGAUGCCUGUCGUUCCGAUUCCAGGCGUUCGGCAGGCCGGUCAAGAACUCGAAAAAGUUCGAAGAGGGUAUCUUCUCAGAUCUCCGCAACCUCAAGUCCGGAACCGACGCGACGCUCGAAGAGCCCAAGAGCCCUUUCCUCGAUUUUCUCUACAAGAACAACUGCAUCCGGACGCAGAAGAAGCAGAAGGUCUUCUACUGGUACAGCGUCCCUCAUGACCGCCUCUUCUUGGACGCGCUCGAGCGUGACCUGAAAAGGGAGAAGAUGGGCCAAGAGGCAACGACGGUCGCCGUCAGCGAGCCGGCUCUCUCGUUCCAGUUCGAUUCGUCGCAGUCGCUGUACGAGCAGCUCACAAAAGCUCAGCAGGCGAAUUCGUCGUCCUUCAACCCGCAGCCGCUCUCCUUUUCCCAGCAGCAAGACACCUCGUCAGUCGUGGCGCCGGUCGACUCGAUGCCGCCUCCCCAGAUGAUGCCUCAGCAGAUUCCUCAGUCAUUGCCUCAGUCAAUGCCCCCAAUCUCGCAAGCGAUGACUCCGAUGUCGGAUGCGUUGGACUCCAUGACGCCCUACGGGUCGAUGGCGAUGACCCCGAAUGUGUCACAAUCUCAGGCGGUGAUCAAGCGGGAACCGGAGUAUUCGCGCGUCCAAUACAAUCAGAAUGGCGUGCCAAUGGCGCAUACGCAUCAGCGACACACAUCCAUGCCCGCCUUUGGUUUGGAGUACUCGCCUGCCCCGUCGUUUGUGUCUUCGCAUUAUGAGGAUUACAGCCAAAGAGGCCUCUCCUUCGAGCCUCUGACGCCUCCGCAGCAGGCGCUUGCCAUCAGCGGCGAGCCCGCCUACAUCGCCAAUGAGGAGACUGGCCUGUACAGCGCCAUCCCGGACCUCAACCCAGUCGGCGCCCUCAACGGCAUGAUCCACCUCCCUCCGUCGAAUCUAGCCGGCCCUUCGUUCCCCCGGAGCUACGGGUCCAACAACGUCUACUCCUCCGUUAUCGAGGGUUCGCCGACGUACAAGCAGAGAAGACGCCGUUCGUCCAUUCCACCCUCCCUGUCGGCUACUAGUGGGUCCAUGACGGCAGCUUCUACUGCGACCCACCGUCCCUCCGACCUCAGGAGAUCGGUUUCCGUCUCGGUCGGCCCCGUUGCCGAGGGCGAGGAGUCCGGAGACGCCUCGCCCCAGGGCAUGACCUAUAACAACAACUCGAUGGCCCAACACAAGGAAGUGGUCGAGCUGUCGCGCCACGGGACGCCGCUCUCAACAGUGGAGGGCAGCCCUGCUCUUAACCCAAUGGCCCUCCACCAACACGACUACUCUCCCUUGCCGGUUGACGAACUAACUCCGCUGAACGAGCAACGGCCCAUGAUGCACGGUGGCCCCAAUGUGGUACGCAGAGCCCGGUCCGCAACGGUCAUGGAGCUUGGCCCCUAUCCUCAGAAGUCCCACACCUGCCCCAUUCCCUCAUGUGGCCGUCUCUUCAAGAGGUUGGAGCAUCUGAAGCGACACGUGAGAACACACACCCAGGAAAGACCCUACAUCUGCCCUUAUUGUAGCAAGGCAUUCUCCCGAUCAGACAACCUAGCACAGCACAAGCGUACCCAUGAUCGGAAUGACGGUGCCGAGGGCAGCCUCCAUUCCGGCGAGGAGGAGCAGUACUCCGGUGAAGACCAGUUGUCUUCGGUUGACGAUGCCUCGCCGACGUCCGAGAAUGGCUAUGUUACCACGUCGCUCGACGCGGCUGUCAGCGGCAACAACGGCGGCAGCAGCAACAACAGCACCAACAGCAGCACCAACAGCAACACCAACAGCAACACCAGCAGCAGCAAUAGCAACAGCAGCAGCAGCAGCAACAACAACAACAACAACGACGCCACUUCAAGCAAUGCUGCCCCCACAAAUAGCCAAAGUCUAGGCCAAAUUCAAACGUUCAACAGCCUCCAGACGCUGAGCAUGCCAAUGACCCUCAGCCAACCACAGGCCAUCAACGCAGGUGGCUUGGCUUAAUUUGGGGCUGGACUGGCCAUGGCCGAGACAUCUACUGUCAGGAGGGAGAGACUGACAUUUCCUUAUCUUCUUUACUUGCGUUCUCUAUUGCUUUCGGUUCCUUAGAGCCUCGGUAUUCUAUCAUAUCGCUGGAUUUUUUUUCCGGACUCAGAAGACGAUGAACUUGGAAGAACACGGCAUCAGCGAUGUGACACGUCGUCAUUUUUUCUUGUGUCAACCUCCGUUGCUCUUUCUGUAUGUAGGGAGGCAUUGCAGCGUGGCCUGGGAAAAGGCGGAUGGGUGGACUUCAUGCUAGAGAUGGGAGGCGCUAAGACAUGGGGAAAGGGGAAGGGAAAGGGGUUUGAGAUAGGCGGUCCUGUCUUGCCCCGCUUCACGAAUCCUAGGGUGUUUGCGGUGAGGACCAGGGAGGAUGAAAGGCAAAUAUAUGGCUUUGUAUAUAUAGCCUUGGUCUUUUGUGUCUUCUUUUUCCCGGCUUUUCUUUUUUUUUUUCCUGUCCUUUUUUCUCUCUUUCUGGCUCGUUUUAAUAUGCGGACGCGUUAGAUGGACCGCGAGUUGUUUCGGGUGGCCGGUGCCUGAGAGAUACCAACCUCGGCUGGCGAGGCAAUUGAUGCUUUUGGAGAAACGGAGAAAAGAAAACUACCCUUUCAAUCUGCUAGUGAUUCG
Molecule: messenger RNA, 3656 nt
Organism: Thermothelomyces thermophilus ATCC 42464
Lineage: Eukaryota; Fungi; Ascomycota; Sordariomycetes; Sordariales; Chaetomiaceae
Product: STE like transcription factor
Exons: 4
Coding region: 738-2993 (751 amino acids)
Biological process (GO): sexual reproduction; regulation of DNA-templated transcription
Cellular component (GO): nucleus; Ste12p-Dig1p-Dig2p complex; Tec1p-Ste12p-Dig1p complex
Molecular function (GO): DNA-binding transcription factor activity
Source: RefSeq, a predicted model, not a curated record